Molecule: messenger RNA, 2664 nt
Organism: Coniosporium apollinis CBS 100218
Lineage: Eukaryota; Fungi; Ascomycota; Dothideomycetes
Exons: 2
Coding region: 1-2664 (887 amino acids)
Cellular component (GO): cytoplasm
Source: RefSeq, a predicted model, not a curated record
AUGGGGAACAGCUCGACGAAAGAGUCUCGGCCGUCGUCCUCGCUGGCAUCGCGCCCUAGCCAGUCGAGGCACGUCAGCUCACAACAAGAAGCUUCCAGCAGCUCCACGCGACCGCCUGUCGACCGGCUGACAAGCGGGACCUACACUUCUCGUGGCAGUAGGCCAGAUCUCUCGUUUCUCGGCUUAGGAGCCAACUCCGACAGGGAUGCGGCUCCAGCCGAGACGAGGAAAGAAACAAAGGCGGAACGAGAAGCCAGGAAGCUAGAGAAGGAGCGGGCGGCUAGGGAAAAGGAACGCGAGCGGAGUAUACGGGAGGAGGGCGUAGAUGGCGGCUUCUUGGUGACGCUCGGAACGUACACUGGGACGGAGGACUUCAACAAGGCCAUCGUCCGGCAGCUGAUGAUCGAGAGGCGGCUGGCUCCUUUCUGGAAAGGACUUAACGACCAUCGAGAAGAAUGGACCGAAAAUCAGCUGGUCGCGGCGGCCAAAGGUCUACCUAUCCCUCCAGCGGACGAGAUCCCUACGGAAGAGAUGGAGCGAUCCAUGUCGCAAUCAAGCUCCAACCCACGAUCUUCGGACUUCAACAUCAACAAUCUGACAGUUCCUAUCAAUGGACGCUCGCCUUCAUCAAACUCGGAUCUAUCGAUGAACCUAUCGCCGUCACAUCCCGCGUUCUCGGUACCUUCCGCCAGCUCGCCACUAGGGUCGCCCUCCUCCACAUCUCCUUUCUUCAGAGGUCGGGCCAAAACUCUGGCUGCUCUUAGCACCUCGUCGAGAAACAACUCGCAAACCGAGAUGACGCCACAAGAAAUACAACUACCGAAAGACCCUUUCGUCAACGGUCUGAGGCUUGAAGCUUUCUUGUACAAAGAUGCAUCAGAGUGUCCUAUCUGCUUCCUAUACUACCCGCCGUAUCUGAACAAGACACGCUGCUGCGACCAACCAAUCUGCUCGGAAUGCUUUGUACAGAUCAAGCGGCCGGAUCCGCACCCGCCGGAACACCACGACUCGAACGGUCAACCCGCACCGUCAGGACCUCAUGAAGCAGCGAACCUUGUCUCCGAACCAGCCGCGUGUCCGUUCUGCGUGCAGCCAGAGUUUGGGGUUACGUACGAGCCGCCUCCUUUCCGGAGGGGUCUGACAUACCAGGGUCGCGGACAUCAUGUUGCCAGCGCAAUGUCUGCAAUGUCAUCAUCGUCAUCUCUCAACUCCCAAGGUGUUGCGACCCCCGGUGGUACGUCGAACAGGCGGAGAACGACAUCUCUCUCGGCCACCGCACCACAAGUCAUCACUACAGACAAGGUCCGCCCAGAUUGGGCGAAGAAGCUCUCGGAUGCUCGCGCGCACGCCCUGAGGAGGUCGGCAGCUGCGACUGCAUUGCACAAUGCGGCCUACGUCAUUGGCAACGUCGGCGGGGCCGACGCUGGCCGAUUCGGUCUUGGAAGACGACGGCGGAGUGUUUUCGUUGGAGAUGGCGAAGGCAGUAGUGGUGCUGGUACGCCACGACAUGGGGAGGUAACAAGCCUUGCUGGCAUGGGCGCGUUGCUUGCCGCGGCUACUGAAAGACCCGGCGGUGCUAGGCGCGCAACGGAUGGAGCGGGCGAGCUGUUCCCGGGCAGACAUGGCUUCGGAAGGAGCCGAAUGGAGGAUCUAGAAGAGCUUAUGAUGAUGGAAGCGAUCAGGUUGAGCAUCGCGGCCGAGGAGGAGAGGAAGCGGAAGGAGGAGAAAGAGGCAGCAAAGGAAGCGAAGAAGGAAGAGAAGAAGAAGGCAAAAGAGGCGAAGAGGGCUGAGAAGGCUGCGAAGAGAACUGGCUACUUUCCUCCCGUAUCGUCUGACCACGCAACCUCCUCCUCAGGCGUUGCAGGCAAGGGCAAAGCCGUCGACAGGGCGGGAGCCGCCGAUGUCAGCCCACUAAAUGACGCGGUUGCGUCUUCAUCUAGAGACGAUCCUCAGCGGCACCUUGAGCAAAGUAGAGCGCAAUUCCACUCUCAAGCGGCAGAUAUCCCGUUCUCUGCGCCAACAGAUAUCCCCCACCACCGCACCGCGCUGCGCCACCUGUCUACCGCAUCGUCUUCCACAUCCUCGUUCGCCGAGUCCGUUCCGGACUCCCUCCGCAGGGGCAGCGCCACCGGCUUCGGCGCUUCAGCUUCCUCGUUUGACGCCAGUCCUAACGCUAGCGGCCUAAAUCUCGCAACACCGCAGGAAGGUGUGGAUACACCAGCGGCAACCACUCCCGCUUUAGAGCCGAUGUUCAACUUCCGCAGUCUAGCUGCAAUGAUCGGGGACGAAGAGAAGGGAAAUGGAAACGCUCAGCACAUUGAGAGUGUGACUGAACAGAACGGCAGCGCCAAGAGUGGCACCAACAGGGCUCGUGGUGACUCGGGCGAGAGCUCGAGCAGCUGGAGGCCUCCACCUGCGAUAUCAUUACAGCCGCCACCUAAGGAGGCUGUGGGAGUCGAGGGCCAGGAGCAGAGCUUGGACAUGAGUACGGUGACUCUGCAGCCCGAGGGCUCUGUCAGGAACGGAACCCCGAGGGAGGACAAGCACGAGAUCAUGCCGUUGCCGCCCGUGGGGUCGGCCCAUGGCGAUUACGAUCAGAAGCAUAUCGGAAACUACAGCAUCAUGGCAGAAGGAAGGCACGAUGGGCACCAGGCUACGCAGUAA